Molecule: messenger RNA, 978 nt
Organism: Cryptomeria japonica (Japanese cedar)
Lineage: Eukaryota; Viridiplantae; Streptophyta; Pinopsida; Cupressales; Cupressaceae
Product: endochitinase 4-like
Exons: 4
Coding region: 1-978 (325 amino acids)
Biological process (GO): carbohydrate metabolic process; cell wall macromolecule catabolic process; chitin catabolic process
Molecular function (GO): chitinase activity; chitin binding
Source: RefSeq, a predicted model, not a curated record
AUGGCCAAAUCUAUUGAUACCUGUCAAAGUUCAAAUGGAGCAGUUGGAAGUGCAAAUUCUAUAAAAUUCCCAGCAACAUGGUGCAAUGAAAGAUCAAGAUGGAGUAGAACAGAGGAUAAACACCAAGGAAAUGAAAUCACGGCUCUGAAAAACAAUAAGAGCAACAUGCCCUCAUCUUAUUCAGUAUCUUUACUGCUUAUUCUAUUAGUAUUAGUGGGUGUGGGAGUUUGUCAGAAUUGUGGGUGUUCCAAUGGACUGUGUUGCAGUAAAUAUGGAUACUGUGGAUCAGGCAAUGCUUACUGUGGAGAAGGUUGCAAAGAAGGCCCUUGUUAUUCUUCUCCAUCUACUGGAGGUGGUGGAAGCGUGGGUUCCAUAGUUACUGCUGGUGUUUUUAACUCUAUAGUUGGAGGAGCAGGCAGUGGGUGUAAAGGAAAGGGGUUUUACAACUAUAAUGCUUUUAUUAAUGCUGCCAAUGCUUUCAAAGGAUUUGGAACAUCUGGGUCUUCUGAUGUUAAUAAGAGAGAAUUGGCUGCCUUCUUUGCUAAUGCUGCCCAUGAGACUGGAGCAUUUUGCUACAUUGAAGAGCAAAAUCCUGGUAGCGACUACUGUGAUUCUUCCAACACCCAAUAUCCUUGCAAAGCUGGAAAGCGUUAUUAUGGUAGAGGCCCUCUUCAAAUCUCAUGGAACUACAACUACGGAGCAGCAGGAAACUACUUGAAAUUUGAUGGGUUGAACAAUCCAGAGAUUGUGGCAUCUGAUUCCACUAUCUCAUUUAAGACAGCAGUGUGGUUUUGGAUGGUGAAUAGCAACUGUCAUAAGGCAAUUACUAAUGGGCAAGGCUUCGGAGCCACAAUCAGAGCCAUUAAUGGUAUGGAAUGUAAUGGAGGAAAUUCUGGAGCUGUGAGUAGCAGAGUCAAUUAUUAUCAAAAGUUUUGCAAGCAACUUAACAUCGAUCCAGGAUCGAAUCUUCGAUGCUAA